GUCCCUGGUCAACCCUUUGGUCAACUCUUUGGUCAACCCUUUGGCCAAGUCUUCCUGAUUGCCAGCAUGCCCUCGCUCCUGGACCCGAACGACAGUCGCGAUGGCGGCCAGUCCCUCUCGAUCGCCACCUCCGCAAAGAAGCUGGGCACGUCGCUGGGCCGCUCCUUCGGAUUCCUCGAUCCCGGAUCAGCCUCUGAGACCUCCCCGCUGCUCAGCCCUUCGCUGGGCCCGGGAUCGGCGGGCUCGAGUUCGUAUACCCAUCGCCGCCGACCAUCGCGCAUGAUCACGCCCGAGGGAACCACCAUCAUGAUCUUCCCCGAGGUCUCGACAACCUUCAAGAGCGCCCCGGUGUUUUCGCUCGACCUCCCGCCGUCGCUGGCAGACCAUGUCCCUUCGCCCCUGCAUCGCUCGCAUGCCUCUGAGCUGAACUCGCUCCUGGCGAUGGCCCACGCCAAGAAGAAGAACAUCGAGGUCGUCCAGCUGGGCGUUGGCUCGCUUCUGGCCUUUGUGUUUAUUCUGCUGGCGGGAUAUCUGGCCUACGAUGGUCGCCUCUGGACUGCUGCGGCUGCCAUCGCCGCCCUGGCGCUGCUGCUGCUGAUCCAGCCCUGGAUCGGGCGUCUGUGGCUUUCCAAGUUUGUGGAUGACUUUGAGCUGCAAAUCCUGCACAUGGUCACCGAGUGGAACGGCCGAGCACCUUCCAACGUGCGCUUCCGAGUGAUCCAUGCCAGCAACGUCGCCAAGCUUUCAUAUCUGCCGCUGUUCUGGACCGAAAAUGCCGCACAGGAGCCGCAAAUCCAUGUGUCGAUCCUCGACAUUCCAGAGCCGGCCCAGGCCGAGCAGGUCGUGGUGGCACCCGACCGAAACGGCUUGAUGCUUACUGUCAAGGUUCUGCAUUGAAUACGGAGGAUGCUCUCCCAGCUAUCUACCACUCGGCUCCCAGCUGUCUACCACUCGGCUCUCGGC
Molecule: messenger RNA, 963 nt
Organism: Polychytrium aggregatum
Lineage: Eukaryota; Fungi; Chytridiomycota; Chytridiomycetes; Polychytriales
Exons: 4
Coding region: 67-897 (276 amino acids)
Source: RefSeq, a predicted model, not a curated record